GAAUGUGAAACGGAAGCGCCCUUGCUGAUGCUCGUCUCCACUCCCAGGCUCCCAGCAGACAACAAACAAAUAGGCUCUUUUAAUCCUGUCCUGUACCCAUCCUCCCUCUCUUUCUUUACCUACUCCAAUCCAUCAUCCAUCUUCUUCCCCGUCCGUCGCAUUCAUCCGAUCCGCCCCUUCCCCUCCCAUGGCCCAUCACCCUUGCUCCACCAAUCUCUAGCAGCUUGCGCACCAGCAAGCUUCCAAACUUGCUCUACUCUGGGACGAGCGGGACGGAGAAAGGGAGGGGACCCAAACCAGAUCUUGGCACCACCAACACUGGUAGAGUAGGGCUGAGGUGGUUCAACUCCCUCCCUCUCCCUCUUUUCGUGUCAUAUUCAUAGGCUCAUAGGUGAGCCACCGCCGCCCACCCAGCGGAUUGGAGCUUCGCCGUCUCCUCCCCCUCCUUCAAAAGCUCCCUGCUUUCUUGGGGGGUUUUGGUUCCCCCACAAGGUUGGGGGGAGGAGGGGUUUUGGUGCUCCUGAGGCUGGGAGAGAAGCACGAAUCUAUCUUGGCAACAGGGGAAGGAGAAGGAGCCGUCCUGUUUGCCCAUGGAGGCGGUCGCAAUGUCGCCGUCAUCCGUCUCCUCCCACACCCACACCCACGACGACCCUGACUCCGCCUCCGUCACCGACGGCAUGUCCUUGCAGGAAGGCCUCCUCUUCUCCGACACCCUCAAGGACCUGAGGAAUCUGCGGUCACAACUGUACUCAGCGGCAGAAUAUUUUGAAGUAUUCUACCGAAACAAUUCGCACAAAUCUACGGUCAUGACGAGUUUGAAAGAUUACACGGUUGAGGCCGUUGUUAGCACAGUGGACCAUCUGGGUUUUGUGUCAUACAAGGUGGAUAAUCUUGUCAGCGAGAAAGCUGACGAGGUUAACGAAACAGAAUUUCUAGUAUCUUCAGUUGAACAGAGGGUUCGGAUUUGCCAACAGACAACUGACCAGGAAGGAAGAUCUCAACAAGCUCUUCUCAUCAAGGCGCCAAAGUACCAUAGGCGUUACAUAUUGCCAGGCCUGGAUCUAUUGGAAUCUUCCAUUCACCCGGUUUCGGAGCCUCCACGGUAUAACAGGCAAUAUACAAGUCGCAAAAUGCACAAGUCUCAGUCUUCCAUUUCUACCCCAGUCUGUCGGCAGACUACGAUGAGGCGUGCUCGUGAACCAUCUCCUACACCUAACGAUGCAUAUCAUCGGUCAAGGUCCUUGUCACCUUCCCGUAAGGCACGAGCUAAAUCUCCAUCUCCUCGAAUUGUGAACACAAACACUACAAAAGAAACUAGGGCAGGCUCACCGAUACCAAAUUCUAAUCCUCUGGCACGGUCCGCUACGGUUGCAAGAAGACCAUCGUUGAGCUCAAAGCAUUUGAGACAAACUUCGAUGCAGCUACACACCGACUGGGACCAGCACAAGGAACAGCAGAAAAGCUCAAGCAAAGGCAGGGGUUUCCUCAAGUCACUGCUCACGAGGCGUCGUUGGAGGAACGACGAGUCGUUGUACAGUUACUUGGAUGAAUACUGAUUGCUGGGAUGUUGGAACCAAAGUCUGGUGUUAUCUGAAUCUUUUUGAUAUAUGUGAUGUUUUGCUUUGCCAAAAGGUUGGUUUCCCGUUUUCA
Messenger RNA from Sorghum bicolor (sorghum), 1650 nucleotides. Its product is annotated as probable protein ABIL3. Lineage: Eukaryota; Viridiplantae; Streptophyta; Magnoliopsida; Poales; Poaceae. The transcript is spliced from 9 exons. The record is from RefSeq and is a predicted model, not a curated record. The coding region runs from base 591 to 1556 and encodes 321 amino acids.